Molecule: messenger RNA, 2250 nt
Organism: Arabidopsis lyrata subsp. lyrata
Lineage: Eukaryota; Viridiplantae; Streptophyta; Magnoliopsida; Brassicales; Brassicaceae
Product: patatin-like protein 7
Exons: 2
Coding region: 470-1984 (504 amino acids)
Biological process (GO): lipid metabolic process
Source: RefSeq, a predicted model, not a curated record
UUAAUUGCUCGUUCCUCUUAUUAUUAAUAAUCCGUGGUUUGUCCUUUCUCUUCAAUCUGGGUUUGGUGGGGAGGUUUUAAGUCAAGCGUGCGAUAUAUAUAUCUCAAAACAGACAUCCUCUGUUCUUGCCUCUUCUUCUUCUUCUUCUUUAUCUAUACUAUAUUGGUGUUUCAUUUGUUCUGCUUAAGAGUAAAAAAGAUUCAUCCUUUGAUCGGUCCUCCUUCUGAUUUGGCAAAAGACGAGCUCGCUCGUGUUUUGAACAAGAGAUACAGGAUUUUGAAGAUUCCUCGCAAAAGAAAGACUAAAACUUUUUUUGAAUUUGAGGGGGAAAAGAAGAAAGAUACCAUUUUUUUUUACCAGAAGUCGAAGACUGGUUUUUUGGUUUUGGUCUGAAAUCUCUCUUUCUUCGUGUUGUUCAUAGUAUGUCUUAAUUGGGGUUAAGUUACUUGAUUGGUUUCUCUCGAUCAUCAUGCAUAGAGUACGCAAUAAACCGAUUAAAUCCACUGCUACUGCUUCCGUUAAGCAUUUAAUCAAACAGAGAGGCGGAGGGAGCGACGGAGCUACGGCGGCUUCCAAGUCGGCGAAUGAUAAUAAUAAUCAGAAUAAUAGCCUCUUGACGGAUAUGCAGGAACCUAGCAUCGAUACAGAUAAACUCAGCUACGAGAUUUUCUCGAUUCUUGAGAGCAAAUUUCUUUUCGGGUACGACAACAAAGACGACGACCCCAAAAUCAAUUUCGACCCGAAACCCGAACCCGAACCCGCCAAUUCCGCGGUUGCUGGCUCGAUUAAGAACCAGAGAGGUAAAAUCUGUAUUCUGAGCAUCGAUGGAGGUGGAAUGAGAGGGAUUUUACCCGGUAAGGCUUUGGCUUAUCUAGAACACGCUCUCAAAUCUAAAUCGGGUGACCCGAAUGCCCGAAUCGCCGAUUACUUUGAUGUAGCCGCCGGGUCCGGUAUAGGUGGGAUUUACACAGCGAUGUUGUUCGGGUCAAGAGACGGUAACCGUCCGAUCUUCAAAGCAGAAGACACGUGGCAGCUCUUAACGAGAAACGCCAAGGGUCUUUACGGAGGAGGAGGAGGAAUCUUGAAACGGGUCUUGAGAACCGGGUCGGGUUGUCGUUCCGGGACGGCUAAGUUAAAGAAAGUGAUGAAAGAGUCUUUCUCGGAGCUAACCUUAAAGAAUACGCUUAAACCGGUGCUUAUACCUUGCUACGACCUCAAAAGCUCUGCCCCGUUUCUGUUCUCACGCGCGGAUGCGCUUGAGACGGACGGCUAUGAUUUUAGGCUAUGGGAGGUUUGUACAGCGACUUGGGCUGAGCCGGGGGUGUUUGAGCCGGUGGAGAUGAAGUCGGUUGAUGGGCAGACCAAGUGUGUGGCCGUUGGUGGAGGAUUAGCGAUGAGCAAUCCCACAGCGGCUGCAAUCACGCAUGUGCUGCACAACAAGCAGGAGUUUCCGUUUGUGCGAGGUGUUGAGGAUUUGCUUGUGUUGUCUCUUGGUAUGGGUCAGUUGCUUGAUGUUAGUUAUGAGUAUGAUCGGAUUAUCAAGUGGAAGGCUAAGCAUUGGGCCCGUCCCGCGGCUCUUAUUUCUAAUGACGGUGCUGCUGACACCGUCGAUCAAGCUGUGGCCAUGGCUUUUGGUCACUGCCGCAAUAGUAAUUAUGUCCGGAUUCAGGCGAAUGGGUCGAGCUUAGGACCAUGCAGUCCAAACAUAGACACAGACCCUAGUGAGAGCAAUGUGAAUAUGUUGGUGGGAGUAGCAGAGGAGAUGCUGAAGCAAAAGAAUGUAGAAUCGGUUUUGUUUGUAGGUAAAAGAAUCGAUGAACAGAGCAACUUCGAGAAGCUUGACUGGUUAGCCGGGGAACUUGUUCUCGAGCAUCAAAGGAGAAAUAGCAGAAUCGCUCCAACCGUAGCGUUUAAGCAAUCCAUCCAUAGAGCAGAUCAAAAGACAAGGGACAAAGAUAUCGGUGUGACCGCAAGAGAACGAUAAAAUAAGAAAAUGGUUUACUUAGAUGAUUGUUUAGGAUAAGGUUUUAUUUCUUUCUUCUUAGGUCAUGAUUUGUUGUAUAGAUUUGUAUUUUUGAGUUCGAGUGUCCGAGACAUGAUGAGAAAAGGGGAAACACCUAUCAUCUUGCAAAAGGGCUCAAGCUCCUUCAUUCAUGCUGCCAAAAAAGAAAAGAAAAAAAGAACAAAAUGAAUCCUGUAAUUUCGGUUUGUCUUUGUUUUCAUAUAAUGAUCAUGAUUUCUUCUUUGACA